Acanthopagrus latus (yellowfin seabream) is the source of this 1416-nucleotide messenger RNA. Its product is annotated as blue-sensitive opsin-like. The coding region runs from base 233 to 1288 and encodes 351 amino acids. The record is from RefSeq and is a predicted model, not a curated record. The transcript is spliced from 5 exons. Gene Ontology annotation, cellular component: photoreceptor outer segment; membrane. Lineage: Eukaryota; Metazoa; Chordata; Actinopteri; Spariformes; Sparidae. Gene Ontology annotation, molecular function: G protein-coupled receptor activity. Gene Ontology annotation, biological process: visual perception; phototransduction; G protein-coupled receptor signaling pathway.
CAAAGCUUUGUUGUUAAUCCCCCCUUGAGCCAAUUAAGUUUAGCCUGAGUAAUAUUCAACGUUCCUAUAAAUGCGGCGCUAACCCCUCCAUCAGAGAGACGCGCCUCUGUUAGAAGACACUCAGGACAUCUGUGUUACUUGAAAUUAGAAGUCAGGGGGUUUUUUUUGUAGUUUUACACACAGUAACAUUGUUUUAACAGCUUUUUGAGAAGUCCUUCUUUAUUUGACAAAAAUGAGCUGGAAGCGUCCGGUAGAGCUCCCAGAAGACUUCUGGAUACCCAUCCCCCUGGACACCGACAACAUCACAUCCCUCAGCCCGUACCUGGUUCCCCAGGAUCACUUAGGGAGCCCUGGCAUCUUUUAUUCCAUGUCAGCAUUCAUGUUCUUCCUCUUUGUGGCUGGUACAGGCAUCAACACCAUCACUAUCGCAUGCACUGUUCAAUACAAGAAGCUCCGCUCUCACCUGAACUACAUCCUGGUGAACUUGGCCAUAGCGAACCUCCUCGUCUCCACUGUGGGCUCCUUCACCUGCUUCUACUGCUUUGCCUUCAGAUACAUGAUUCUCGGUCCACUUGGGUGCAAGAUUGAGGGAUUUACAGCAACUAUUGGUGGUAUGGUCAGCCUGUGGUCUCUUGCUGUGGUAGCAUUUGAGAGGUGGCUCGUGGUCUGCAAGCCACUCGGGAACUUUGUCUUCAAGCCGAUCCAUGCUAUCGCUUGCUGUGCAAUGACUUGGGUCUUUGCUUUGUGUGCUGCCGUUCCCCCUCUGGUUGGAUGGAGUAGGUAUAUCCCAGAGGGCAUGCAGUGCUCCUGUGGGCCGGACUGGUACACAACUGACAACAAGUUUAACAAUGAGACCUACGUGAUGUUCCUCUUCUGCUUCUGCUUCUCUGUCCCCUUCUCCACCAUCGUUUUCUGCUACUCACAGCUGCUCCUCAUACUGAAAUCGGCAGCGAAGGCCCAAGCUGAGUCUGCCUCCACCCAGAAGGCAGAGCGGGAGGUGACCAGGAUGGUGGUCGUCAUGGUGCUGGGCUUCCUGGUGUGCUGGAUGCCUUACGCCUCCUUUGCUCUGUGGAUGAUCAACAAUCGGGGGCAACCCUUCGACCUGAGACUGGCCACCAUACCUUCCUGUCUGUCUAAAGCCUCCACGGUCUACAACCCAAUGAUCUACAUCCUCCUCAACAAACAGUUCCGCACAUGUAUAAAGCAGAUGCUGGGGAUGAGCACAGGAGAUGAUGAGGAGUCAACCAGUACAUCAACCACUGAGGUCUCUAAAGUCGGACCUUCUUAAUCAAAAUCAAGAGUUGCGUUUUGUAAAUAGCGCUGAAUCGACAAAUUACAUGACAAAUGGAUUAUUGUUAUUGUUAUCGAUUAUUGUCACACAUGAGGAGUUAUAUGCAAAGAAAAAAAAAUAGAAUA